This is a messenger RNA of Anopheles nili, 1464 nucleotides long. It is a transcript of the gene Ccdc114, whose product is annotated as coiled-coil domain-containing protein 63. The transcript is spliced from 3 exons. The coding region runs from base 1 to 1464 and encodes 487 amino acids. The record is from RefSeq and is a predicted model, not a curated record. NCBI's taxonomy places the organism in Eukaryota, Metazoa, Arthropoda, Insecta, Diptera, Culicidae.
AUGUCCAGCCAACCGAAGAUGGCCUCGGAAAUCGGGGCCGCUGAGCAGUACGAGAUGGAUCAGCUGGCCGAGGCUGAGAUAUCGCGCCUGCAGAAGCUACUCCGCACGUUGCUGAACGAGCGGGCCACGUUUAUGGAUGGCAAGUCGAAGGCGCUUCGAAAGUUCGAACAAAACAUUCGCGUGUUGGAGAAGGAGAAGCAGCAGCUGCAACUGCAACUCAACUGCGAAGAGAACGGGACACAUUCGAAGCGUGAACAGGAACUGGAAUCGGUUCUCGAGCUUGCUUACGAUCGGCAGGAUAAGGCGCAGCAAGCAUUGAAAGCGAAAAAGGACAGUCUCUGGGAGUUGGAGGGUCACAUCAAGAAGAUCCACCGAGAGAUCGCCGAAAUCCGGAACAACGAAGUGACGGACAAUCUGUACAACGAAACCAUUGCCAAGGCGCAACAAUCGGUGAAGAAGCUGGAGAAUCGGCUUGAUGUGGUCAACAAACGGGCUGGUGCGGUGAUGGCCGAGAAUGCCCAGCUGCGGCAGACCAUCGAUCACAUGCUGACUGAGAGGGCGACGUUCAACAUCAUGUGGGAGAAGCUGGUGAACAAGCUGAACGAGGGUAAGCGCUACAUGAUCGAUCUGAUCGAGCAGGCCACUUCGGCGUACGAUACACGCGAGGAGCUCUGCACCAAGCUGCAGAUCCUUAAGGAUAAGGGCCAGAGCGACAAGCUGGCACACAUCCAGGAGAUGCGCGAGCUGCAGCGUAAACUCGAUCAUGAUGCGAAGCUGCAGGAGUUCCUCGGCAUCAAGGGACAGCGUAGGGCGAACGCAGAGCUAGAGGAGCGAGAAGCACAAAAGCGCAAAAAGAUGCUUGAACAUUUGGAGAAACAGUACCAGGAGUACGAACAGAUCAUGACUCGCAUCAUGAAUUUCUCUGGUGAGGAUGACAUCGAUCGGUUGGUGGCGAAGUUCAUCAAAAAAGAAGAGGAAAACUUUGCGCUCUUCAACUACGUCAACGAGCUAAGCCACGAGGUGGAAACGCUUACCGAGAGUGUGCAGCUACUGCAAGACAACAUCGCCGAACAAAUCGCGAUCAACGAGUCGAAGGAGCACUCUCAGGAUGAUAACAUUGACGCCCUGCGAUUAGCUCAGGAGGAAUGCCGAGAGGCGGCAGAGACUGCCCAGGAAGUCAAGCUAAAGUUAGACGUGAAGCUAGACGAGCUGCUGCGAAUGGCGGAAAGGAUAUACAAACUUUUGAUGUGCGACGAGGCGCCAAUAUUGAAUCUGCUAAACAACGAACGCAGGGUUACGCUCAACAAUGCCAAACUGUUCCUCGGAAUCAUCGAACGUCGGGUUUUGGGCAUCAUCAGCAACGUUACGUACAUAGAGCCGACAACUAAAAUCCUUGGCAAGAAGGAUCGCGUUCCAAAUUUUAACGUGAAAGAAUCGGCAAAGGUGCGCAUAGAACGGAACUAA